UGCUGUAAAAUUGGAUCCAAUGAGGCGCAAAGGGUAGGGACUUCAGUUUUGAAGCGCGAACAGUUUGAGGGCAGGGGAAAAUGGCGAAUUUGAACUUAGCGUAACAUUUUACUUAUUGCGGUUUUAUUUCACGAGCUUUCGUUUUACAUUUUGUACGUAGUGGUACAGUAUUUAUGGGAGUUUUGUUUGUUUUACAAGAAGACCAUUCACUUUGACUGUUACAUGUCAACAAAGGGAAGCAGCAAAGUUGUUUUUUCCAAAACAACGCUUACUAGCUACCUAGCGGGACUAAGUUAGCCAACGUUAAUUUCUGACCUGUGUCAGAUACGACGAUGUGAUAUUCGCUGUCAGCCAGAAAUAUUUGCAUGCUAACGUAACUUUAGGAAAUUUGCUAACUAUAUCAAUAUGAUAAAUAUGGUAAUGUUGAGCUAGCCCGUUUAACUGGGUAGAAGGGAUAGCUUCUAGGGCAACCUUCGGAAAGUUGUUCCGAUUACAAAAUGCUUCGCUUAUUCACUGACGAGAUAGGUUGUCUGGCUAACGUUAACUAGUUUAGUUAUUAGGAAAUCAAAUUUGAGUGCUUCUUAUUAGGUUGGCGGGCCAAUAUGGCCUCGCAUAAUGUGGUUUUUGUCAUCGACGUUGAUCAGCAAACAGAGUUUACAAUAGACAGCAGCAGUGUCAUUCCGCAUCCAUUGAAACAAUGGAUCCUGAGGAUUUUACUGUGUUUUGGAAACAAAUAUGGCAUCGAAAAAGUGCGAUGGGGAUACAAAUUCUUUUAUUCUCGGGUUCCUCGGAGUACUAACUUGAUUGCAAGAGGCUCUGAUCUCAAAGAAAUUACAGAAAAGUCGUUUGAUGAUUUUGAGUCGGAAUUCUCAUCCAAAUUCGAUGGAAAGGCAGCGACAUUGCCUCGUGCCCACCAGAAACUUCGGACCACCCCUGCUGCUGCGGUCCAGAACGCGACGAAAGAAGCUUUGCUUGAUUUUCAGUGGGACAGGCCCGACAUCACCUCACCAACUAAGCUCAUACUGCGCCCCAAAAGGGCAAGUCAUUUUGGAAGAGCAACAGCAUCACCAGACGAUGAACUGUCAAACCAAGGCAACAAUGUGUUGUUUGUACUCACCCGUUGUCCACAUUCACAAGCUGACAUGGAGGACUUUGUUUUCCCCCGUGGCAAUAACAGUAGUGGACUUAAAGACAUGUCUGACCAUAUUCUACCUAAAGGGCUGCAAGACAUACUUCUGCAACGUCGAGUUGUAUUGCAUUGGAUUGACACUACAGCAUAUUGCCAGGCAGUACACUGUGAGGAUAACCUCGGAAGUGACAUAAUAAGUGAUGCUUUGAGACAAAUGGGUGGCAGUGUGGUGCCCAUGGAUACCUUGCACUCCGUCUGCUACCCAAACCGCCAGGAGGGCCCACCGCAAGGAUGCCCACCUGCUGGUGAAGGCAGAGCCGUCUUUCCACUGGACUCCAGCAUCAGCUACAUCUUCAGCUCUCAGAAGCUGCAUUCUCUCUCCUUCCCAUUAGUUGGAGGGGUUCUCCGGUGGGGUCAAGAUGAAAAUGCACGCACUGGCAGUGUGUCCCUGAAGCCGAUGUCCAGUAGGCAGUCUUUGCUCUCGGCACCAGUGGUGAUCACGCUGAGAGCUUUGUUGCAUAACUGGGACUCACACAUUGUGGAGCAAGUUGUUACAGAGAGUUGGAUGUUACAGGCUACAGAUGAUCAGCCUGAUUUUAGCCACCUUAUGAAGGAGAUUUUAUCUCAAGGGAUUCACAUGGUGGCAGAUGUCAGUUGUGGAGGCCUGACACACUCGGCCGUGCUCUCGCCUCUGUCGACCCACACCGCUAUUCUAAGCAUCCUGCGGCCUCCGAUGGUCCUGGGCAGUGAGUAUGUGACCCCUGACCUGCGUGUGACCCCUGACCUGGCCUCCACGGUGUGUGAUGAGGAGCUUGCGGACCUGCCGGAUGUGGUCAGCAGCGUGCUGAGCGUGGUGUACGACCUCAUGAAGGAUGAAGACCGUUGUGAUGAGAAAGUAAACGGCCAGAUCCCUGACUGGGCCAACCAGGAGCUCAGACAUAGGUCCAGCUCUGUUUCGACGGGGUUGGUGGAAUACUGGUUUCCAGAGUCUGAUGAAUCGGGGGUCAGUGCAAACCUGAUGGAGUCAAUGAGGCUGCUCCAUGCUGCUCCAGACGAGGCAGAGCUCGAGGAGGGAGAAGAGCUGUCAGGGCCUCAGCAAGAGCUGUUCAGCGGCCUGUCUGAACUCUACCAGAGCAGCACUUCAGAAGGCCACCUGAAGGGCAAGAAAUGUGGCGCCCAGCGCACGCCGGUGAGGCAGAAGAUGAAGACGAUGAGCCGCUCGCUGCAGAUGCUGAACUUUGCUCGGCUGAACGUGAAGGCCCAGAAGAGCUGCUCAGACCCCGAGCCCCUGGGGGGCGGGAAAGGGCUGGAGAAGACGGGUAAACGGCAGUCAGGGGACCAGGCGAAGGCCAGCUCUGGCGCCAUGCACUUUAAGAGUGAAGCUGAGCUGCUCUCGCAGCUGAAGUCCCGUUAUCAUAAGGCAGUAGAGGAGAGGCAUUGCCCUCUCAGCUCCGUGGUGCAGAGUCUGCUGGGAAUGGUGAAAACAUUCUUGAAAUCCUCAAAUUCUUCCGAGGAACAGACCUCAACUUUAAUUGAGAAGAGCCUCUUAAAAUCAAGUCAAUCUGUUCGGCAGCUCUAUGGAAAUGAUUCAGAUACUGAGGGCAAAGUCAGAGAGUGUCAGUUGCAGGCAGCACUUAGGGUGGAGCUCUGCCAACAGAUGUCUUCCAAUCCAGAAAACAGUGACCGUUUGGAAGAGAUGGUGGAAGAGGUUACUGAUAUGUUGCGGAUUAUCUCCUUGACCAGAGAUCCUGUCUAUCUGGCCAAGUUCAUGCAGGAUGAGCUGUUGCCACUGUACCUGACAGCCAUUCCUCGCAUCCUUGCGGAUGUAUAUAACAGCCUUGGUACCCAGCUGCCGGAGGUCUUGGUUGCUGUGCUGCCGUCUGACUUCUUCAGUGACGAGUCUGUGCAGAAGGACAGUGUGUCUCCCGCGCCCUCCUCUGUGUCUGCCACGCAGAAUUCGGCUUCCGGAGAACGCCUUGAUGAGCUGCGCAAUCGCUCCGCACGCAAGAAAAGAAGUGGAAUGCUUACACGACAUCGAAGCCUGACUGAGGCAUCUCAGACUCUCCGUCAAAUUGAAAUGCCCCGAAAAUCUACCAGGGUGGUGAAAGAGACCAAACCAAAACCAAAGUUGAGUAUCUCUGUUGAGAAAACAAACCUUGAACAACCACCACCUAAAAAGCAAGAAGUACAAGAAGUAACAAAAGUGCGCAGAAACCUCUUCAAUCAAGAGACGUUCUCACCAACCAAAAAGUCCAAAAUGCCCCGAAGUCAUUCUGUGUCAGCUGUGGAGGGACUGAGGAAACGAAAACGCUCACAGUUGACUGAAAACAGCGAUCAUCAUUCUCUCUUAACAAAGAAAGUGACCGAGACGCCUUUACACAAGCAGGUUUCCAAUAGAUUACUACAAAGACAGAUGACUGGCAGGAGGUCAGGAGAGAGUGACGUGAGCAUCGUGGAAGAGUCACCAGUUAAACCACCAGCAGACGUAAGGAGAAGUCCCAGGAUUAAGAGCCUAACCCGGAGGCAUUCCAGUGUGUUCUAUUCUAACUCUCAACCACGUUCCAGAAACUUGGACCGAGUUCUCUCCUCGUCCCAACUCUGCAGUAGUGAAGGCCGCAUAGGAAGUAUUAGUGUUGGUGCAGUGAAAUCUCCUGUGCGACUCCUCUUUGGUGCCGCCAAGUCCCCUGAAAGACCCGCUACGUCCUCGGAAUCCACUGGUGUUAGAAGCAGCCGGAGAUUCCUAAUUGGGUCGACUGAGUCUGAUGUCUUUGAGAGUCCCAAUAAGACGCCAAGAAAAUCUCCAUAUAGAAUACCAACCAAAUCUCCUCAUAAGCUGCCUGCAUCAGUCAUGGGAAGUGGAACGCCAAGAAAAUCUCCAUAUAAAACACCAACCAAAUCUCCUCAUAAGCUGCCUCCGUCAGUCAUGGGAAGUGGAACGCCAAGAACCCUACGCUCAUCCACCAUGGCCUUGGGCUCUGUAGGCUCUCGGAGACUGGGCACACAAGGAGCGAACAGACGGACCAUGCGGGGGAGCCCUUGCAGAUCCCCGGCUCAGCGGGAGCCGCUUUUGCAAACUCCGAAGAAGAGCCCACUGAAAGGAAUUCUUAGAACUCCAGUGAAAAAAGACAGUCCGCUGAAAGGACUUGUUCGGACCCCAGGAAAAGGGAUUCUUAGAACCCCAGUGAAAAAAGACAGCCCACUGAAAGGACUUGUUCGGACCCCAGGAAAAGGGAUUCUUAAAACCCCAGUGAAAACCCUGCUUGACUGUAUCUCCCCUGGUGGUGCCCAGAUGUUUCAGAGCCCCAGCAUCAGAACACCAAAAAAGAGUGUCACUUGGUCUCCCUCGCCUAGGAAACUGCAGGCAGAGGCAGUCCAGUCACCUUUCAAAGUUCCAGAAUCUCCAUGCUAUCCCACUCGAAUAUCACCAAGGUUACUGACACCAGUUAAGUUUUGUAGCCCAUCAAAGAGUGUAAGACAUGGAUCAAAUGUUUUCAAGACACCAGAAAAAUCACCUCAGCGAAUCAAUCAAACUUCCCCAGUAAUACCACUGCAAAAUUCACCUAGACGUGCUCUUAGGAACCUGCGCACUCCUGUAAAAGAUGUCCAAGCAGUAGAAGAACUGACUACCUCUGGAGUCCAAAAUUCUGCAAAGUCUCCGUCUACACCAAAGACCCCAACCUUGAUUUCAGGGCCAACCCACUGCAUGCUGACACGCUCCUCAAGGACGCCACUGAAGGACUCUCCUCAUCAGUCUCCUAACCACACACUGGCGACGCCAGACAAAACAAAUGUAACCUCAGAGAAAUCGGAUACCAUACUGCAAAGAACUCCUGAGAACAUUUCGUGUAAUAGUGACAAUGUUACCCAGGGGAGGCAAUACAAUCUCCGAAGAUCACCCCAUGAACGUUUACCUUUACAAAACAAUGAAGGAAGCCCCAAAACCUUGAAAAAAGGCCUAAAAUCUCGGUAUGAUCCUGGCCAGUCAGCUGAAAGAGGAGUACAGGAUGGCUCUUCCUCAGACUCACAGCACUUAGACUCAUCUCAGUUCAGUGCAGUCACAACUGAGGAUGAGAGCAUGGACAUUGCUGAGGCCUCUAUAGUGAAAACGCAGCUCACGGGUGGGCUUAAAAUGAACAUUUCCUUUUCCAGGAAGUCGUCCAAGUCCUCAGAUGUCUUUGAGUUUGCAGGCUCACAGAAGACUGAGUCUGGUGCCACCACGCCCUCACAAAAAUAUGGUUUCCGUCAAACUCCAGACCGCCGACAGAGAGAGGCGGCAGCCCGUCUUGGUUACUCUACAUCACCUCCCAAGUUCUCAACCCCACGAGCCUCAAAAGCUCAGCAGAAGACCGCCAACACUUCUAACACCCUCACUUAUCAAGUAGAGCUGGAGAUGCAGACUUCUGGCCUUCCCAAGCUCAGAUUUAAGCGCACAGACUCUUUUGGUGGUGGAGAUGCCUUUGGCGAUGGUAUGGCUAAAGUGGCCUCUCCCAAUGUUAGGUUUUCCAAAACGACUCGAGUUGAAAGUCCUUUGACGCACUGCGGUAAACACCGUGAUCCCAGCUGCCGCUCACCCUCACUGUGCCCCCGUGGCACCCCCGCCAAAGGCACGCCGGGGAAGGCGAGCAUACAGACGUACAUAUGUCAGUCCUACACACCCACACACACCCCAGGUGGCACACCGUCCCCAACGCCCGCAGCUGAGCCGAUUCCCUGGACCCCAUCCCCACAGAGUCGGGGGCGGUGUACCCCGGACAGCCUGAACAGUUGGCCCCGCAAGAAAAGAGUUGGAGUUGUGAGCAACAAGGACCAAGGCAUAUGGGGGCAACCUUUACUGGAGGAGAUGGAGGAACUUGAGGACCCAGACUUGGACGGAGUGUUCAGGUUGCAGGAGGUGGAGGAGUGCAAGGACCUUGGCUUUACGUCCAGGCUUAGGAAGACUAGCGUGGAACCAUCUCCUGCUAAAGGGCUGGCUAAUGUCCCACUUGACCAAGCUGAAGAUAUGGACUGGACAGAGGCUUUGGUCCCACAGUUUGAUGCCAAAGAUGCUCUAAGAUGUGAUGAUAUUCCAUGGCUGUCUGGAAAAGACUCUAUAAGUGCAGUAGUGACUCCUCCCAGCUCCAAAGUAAAGAAGACCGUGUCUGCCAGUGGAAUACUGGCUCUCACACAGUCCCCACUGUUAUUCAAAGGCAAAACCUCGUCGACAGCCAAAAGAACUGCUGAAAUGGAAGAUGAAUCCCGCAAGAAUGUUCUUUUUGAAGUGGACCAAUCCCCUUUGAAUCAGCCACGUCGCCGAAGAGCCUACAGCAGGAAAAGAUUGCUUGACUAAUUUUUUGCUUCUUCAGCCUUAGCUGUCAGGUGUGUGACUGAAUGGUUUGCAAUGGCCUUUGUAUUUCAUGUAGUUGAUGCUUUGAAUAUUUUCUCAAAAGGAAAUUGUAUUUAUGUGCAUUUUUACUUGUUUUAUUGUUAAAGACCUCAUCAAGUCUGUCUUUAUAGAUCAAGGUUGAAUGACUCUUAAUUUAUUUUUCUUCUGUUUCAAUAUGGACUUUAAACUUGUAUGUUCUUUUAAAUGAAAAAGGUUUGUACAUAUGUUAUAUAAUGUGUAAAUUUAACAGAAUAUUUUAAUAAAGACAUCUUGAACCCCU
Messenger RNA from Alosa alosa (allis shad), 6771 nucleotides. RefSeq names its product TopBP1-interacting, checkpoint, and replication regulator (gene ticrr). NCBI's taxonomy places the organism in Eukaryota, Metazoa, Chordata, Actinopteri, Clupeiformes, Clupeidae. Gene Ontology annotation, cellular component: nucleus. The transcript has 23 exons. The record is from RefSeq and is a predicted model, not a curated record. The coding region runs from base 603 to 6455 and encodes 1950 amino acids. Gene Ontology annotation, biological process: mitotic G2 DNA damage checkpoint signaling; response to ionizing radiation; DNA replication. Gene Ontology annotation, molecular function: chromatin binding.